Molecule: messenger RNA, 5048 nt
Organism: Lytechinus pictus (painted urchin)
Lineage: Eukaryota; Metazoa; Echinodermata; Echinoidea; Temnopleuroida; Toxopneustidae
Product: UBX domain-containing protein 4-like
Exons: 12
Coding region: 138-1643 (501 amino acids)
Cellular component (GO): endoplasmic reticulum
Molecular function (GO): protein binding
Source: RefSeq, a predicted model, not a curated record
GGCUGAAAUGAGCCUAACAUUUACGUGUCGACAGUCGAUAUUUUUUGAGAAAAUUUCCGAGGUUAUUUCUUAUUUCAAGUACCGGUAUUGAACGUUAUUCUAACUUUUCUCAAGCACAAAUAGGAGUGGAAACUACAAUGAAGUGGUUUGAAGGACAGAUUUCUAGUGCUAUUGCCCAGGCCAGGCAGCAGAAAAGUGUAUUUAUGGUAUACAUUCGAGGGUCAAAUGAGGAUUCCCAGAAGAUGGAUGCUACAUGGGAGGAGGAUGCAGUCAACAAAACUUGCCAAGAAUCAGGGAUCGUUGUCAUGCGAUUCCAAGCAGAUAGUGAAGAGUGCAAGCAGUUUUCUGUAUAUUACCCUGUUAUUUGCGUUCCUUGCGUGUAUCUUAUUUCCGGUGAGACUGGAGUCUUGAUUGAGAGUAUUGCAGGAUUUGCUUCAGCUCCAGACUUGGUGCAGAAAAUGAAGAAAGUCUACGAGACAGUCAAACAGAAUCAGUCUGCAUCGACACCCCCUGAGCAACCUGCAGCUGCUCCACAAGUUGCUGCGGCCACUCCACCACCGCUACCACAACCAUCAGCAACUCCUGUGCAACAGAGUAGCCAACCAGAGGUGCCAUCUACAUCCUCCUCAUCAGGAGCUCAGAAAGAGAGUGCUCAAGAGAGAGCAGCCAGGAUGAGACAGAAGAUGGAGGAGGUCCAUCGGAAGAAGGAACAGCAGAGAAAAGAGGCAGAGAGGCAAAAGGAGCUUGAGCGACGCAAAGUAGGACAAGACAUUCAAAAAGCUGAUCAUCAUCGAUCCGAGAUACAGGCCAAGCAAGUAGCCGACGAUCUCCGCAAACAACGUCUUGAUGACAAAUUAGCAAGAGAGAAGGUUCUCCAGCAGCUAGCCAGAGAUAAAGCAGAAAAGGAGGCUCGAUUCAGAUCAGAGAAAGAGCAGAGGGAACAGAAGAAGAUGCAAGCUCAGAAGGAAAAAGAAGAAACAUUGAAAGCAACACAGGCCAGGCAGGAAUCUGCCAAGCUUGAUACAGCCAGGAUACAGUUCCGGCUCCCAGAUGGUUCCACUAUGACCAAUCAGUUUGAUUCCAAGGCACCCCUUCAAGAAGCACAAGAUUAUGUAAAAGAGAAUGUUGGGACAACCCUGCCUGAAUUCACACUAUCUGUCACAUAUCCGAGAAGGAAUUUUGGACCUGAUGACAUGCAGACAUCUUUCCUUGACCUAGGCUUAGCUCCAAGAGCAGCAAUAGUUGUAUUACCCGGAAAGCUAAUUCCUACAUCAUCCAAGUCCCAGGUAUCCGCAUCCAACGCUGGAGGCAUCAUCUCCUGGCUCCUAGCUCCAUUCCUCUUCAUCUACAACAUCAUCUACAAUGUCCUCUUUGGUUCCUCGGAGUCGCCCGCCGGCCCCCAGCCUACCCCACCCUCACCAUCACAGACCCAUUCAGGCAUGGAGUCGCCCGCUGGAGACAGGAGUAGCAGGGGUGCUGGUGCCAGACCAAAAAGUUCAUACGCGAGGAGAAGAACGCCUGCUUCUGGAAGCAACAGCGCUGAUUUUUCUCGACGGGAGGGCAACGUCCAUCGGUUAAACACCCAGCAAGAUGAUGAUGAUGAAAAUAAUACAUGGAAUGGAAACUCUACUCAACAAAUGUAACCAGACAGAAGAAAUAUAUUAAAUGAUAUUAGGACUACACGAUAUGAUAAUGAUAUCGAAGUGUCCUGUCCUUGGACAUCAAUUAAUAGAUGAUAUGGGGUAGGCUACAUAUUAACUCUCACAAUAUGAUAUAAAAUGAUAGUUUCUCUGUAUGACACAUCUCAAAAUAAGCUUAAAUAAUAAUAAUAACGGCAUAUUUACCCAGGGUAGCCACUUCAGUUCCGAAAACUGUUCUGCCAGCGGGCCCUGCUAUUGAAUUGCAGUUCAGCUGGCCAUGCAUCCAUUAAAUGUCUCCCUAAUCAAAUGCACCAGAGUCCAAGUGAAAGGGCCAUGAAAAUGUUGUCUCUUUACCGACAGUUUCUCUCUUUCCAAUUAUUUAUUUUUUGAAUAACAAGCUCAUGGGCCAAAAAACAUUGUCAGUGAACAUUGAUCGUUCAUUAUGACGAAUGUAAUCAAGAGUAAAUAUCAGCCCUAUGACUAUAUAAGCAUGACGCUCUGUGUUACAGGAUGCAUACAGAUGAGGCUAGGAGAAGAAUAUAUAAAACAGUUACAAGGUGUCUGCUCAUAAAACUAAGUUCCACCCCAUUCCACUCUAUUUAAUUGAGAAAAAUUGUUGAUCGAUAUACACGCUUAAGAAAACAAAUUUCCCAUGAAAUUGGUACUGAUAAUUCUAAUAAAUCUAUGAAUUCUGUCAGCACCAGAAUCAGUGGCCAAGCUGAGGCGGGGUCUUAUUAGGGUUCCUUGAGCAUUUACUGUGGUGGAUAUGUGUACAAUGAUAUAGACACAAUUUGUAACCAAUAUGGUUAUAAUUCAUUGAAUAUGCUUGGAAGGGGAAUGAAAUAAACAACACAUUUUAUAUGAAGUUGAAACUUUAUUACAAGAAAUAUAUAUAAAGACAAUGUUAUUAAAGGCAUACUAGUUAACGUUAUAGACAUGUAAUUUAUGAAAACAAAAACAAAGGAGAGAUGAAAUAUGUACAUGGAUGCCUUUCUAUCAACCUAAAAACUCUGCAACCAAAAAAAAAAAAAUGCUUUUGAUACCUUGUAAUAGAAGAUUUUGUGUAAUUUCUAUCGUGCUGAUAAUAAUAGAACACGUAAGUGUAUGUGAUGAAAGUAAGAUGGUAUUUCCGGUCACUUUAUAUUUCACUUUUUUGAAGCACUAAAUAUUGAUUUUCGGACGCGAUUUUUUUCUGGGCUUCAUUUUUGUAAUAUAACACAGACACAGGUGACAAUUGGACCGUGCAGCUCAGAUUUUUAAAAAGUCAGAUCAAUGUUAGCCAGUGCAUUCAAUGUGCAAACAAGAAAAUGAUAUCUUUGGUAAAAGGGGACCACAAAAGAGCAAUAGCUGCUAACUGUGCGGCACCCUUUACAUGUUACUGUAUAACUCUUCAAAAUAAAUGGAUACAUGCUAACAUGUAUCAUCUAAUGACUACAUUCAAUAUACUGACAGCUUAUUCAAUUAGGGCGCGAUAGGCACAAAAAUUUAAAUUAAAUAACAAAAACAAAAACUUAUUGACAUAUUUACAUGUAAAUAUACACUAUAGAAACAUGUUAUUCAUUUUCAUUAAAGUUUUGCAUGAUUUUCCUCUUCAAUGAUUUUUUAAAGGAAUUAACUGAUGUUUUACAUUUGAUGUUUUCUUGAAAAGCAUUCCACCAGUAAACAUCAAAUGUAAAACAUCAGCUACGUCACAUCAUCACAUCACUUCAUCAUAUGUUUCAAUAAUCCAGGAAGAGGGGGGGUGUCACAAAAUUAUUCACUGACACUAAUGGGGUGUUGCAAGAAACUUGCGACCAAUUACAAGUCUAUUUUCGUUCCCGAAAUCACGCAUAUGCUGUGCAAUUAAUUGUAAAUUUGCGAUUGAUUGCUAAUCUGCUCCAUGAAACGAGGAGUGCUAUAGUUAAAAGUGAUUAAUCAAUUGUAAAAUUGCAACAGAAUAUUUGCGAUUGAUUGCAAAUAUUUUCUUGCAACACCCCCUAAGUAUCACACUUGAAUUCCCAGUUGCAUGUUGUAUAUAAUGCACUAGCGCAUUGGUCAGAUCCAGCACAGGAGACGCGCACUACCGCAUAUCCAUCAAUGAGAUUGCGUUAAACUACAAUUGUGCAUUGGCGUUUAAGCAUGACUUUAAGUCAUACUUCACUCUUAGUGAAACACCACACAAACAAGUUUUUAUAAGUAAAACCAAACAAAAACAUCAGUUUUAUGUGACAAUUUUACAUAAACUUAGACAAAUUUCUUAUUUUCAAAUUUGUUGGAAUUUUCUGCUCUUUUCCUAUUUCAAUGUGCAUCUAGAAACAUGAAUAUGAAGCAAUUUUAAAGCCAUGUAUAUGACAGCCAAUACAGGCUUUCAAAUAAAAUUAUUUAGAGAAUGUGUUAACUUGAUAUUCUGAACUCUGUUAAAUACAAAAGUUAGGCUUCUAUGUGGUUCAGUAUAUACAUGUAUCACAGAUACUUUUGUUUGUGGACAUCAGUGCGUAUUUUUCUUUUAUCACUUUCUCUUUGUUUUGAGCUUUCAUAAUUGAAUGUCAAAACCGCAUUUCACAUUGUUAUUAGAUGCCAUAGACAAAUCUUAAAUAUGAUUAGGAAAAUUACAUGGUCUGAAAUUUUAACAUAAAAGUUUUGACAAUUAACUCAGUCGUAAUUGUUGUACUCAUGAACUAUGCCAUCUGAUUUGACUUUACUCUGGUAAUUACAGAAGUAUGCAGCCCCAUUUUAAAUUUUCUAUGGGGGUCACAGAUUUUACCAUUAAGAAUUUGUGAACAUGAAAUGAUUUUCAUUAAAAAUAACAUAUUUUUCAUGUUUAAUUCUUGAAUAACUGUCUCCAAUGUGAUACUUUAAAAGUUGCUUUAAACUAAUAAGUUGGCCCUCGGUCAAUGAAAAAUAGACAAUAUCCCAUUUACUACACGAUACCCAUAUCGGGCCCAUGUAUACAUGAUGUCAUAUUCCGGUAUCGCGAUAGCUAACAUUAUUUUCCAAAGUCAUUUUCACACAGCUCCCUACAGAGCCAAGCUAGGUUUUGCGUACGCUUAUAAAAUACUAGUAAUCUGUGACCGUGCAAUGAAUCUGGCAUGGAUUUAGCGCUGAUAUCUUUGAGCGGUUCUGUGGCAAACGACUGGUCCAUACUUGGCCCGCAACUGGUGCUUCUCAUAGCCACGCUAAAUUAGGAAAUCGUCCGUGAUUUACUGAUGGGGGGUGACUGUUACCAUGGUACUUUGAUAAUAACAACUUGUCAAUUGCUGACAAUUGUCAUGAAAUGAUUCCCUGAUGGUUUCAGUUCAUUUUGAAUAUAACAAGUUCAUGAUCAUUAUUUGUGUUAACGGAAUUAAAUGUUUAUUCUAUAAAAAGGGGUAUGGUUUAUCAUAUGUAUAUAUAUGUCUUGCAAAUAAAUAUAAAAGUGAAAUUUGAAAA